This is a messenger RNA of Ruditapes philippinarum (Manila clam), 571 nucleotides long. Its product is annotated as E3 ubiquitin-protein ligase Ufd4-like. Lineage: Eukaryota; Metazoa; Mollusca; Bivalvia; Venerida; Veneridae. The transcript has 3 exons. Gene Ontology annotation, biological process: protein ubiquitination. Gene Ontology annotation, molecular function: ubiquitin-protein transferase activity; metal ion binding. The coding region runs from base 7 to 432 and encodes 141 amino acids. The record is from RefSeq and is a predicted model, not a curated record.
ACGCAGAUGCUCAACAACCAUUUGCAUCAUGGGAAUACAUUAUUUAUCAACGCAGUUAACUGUAAGUCAAAACUUGCCGAUAUGGAAACGAUGUACAAAAACACAACAGCAGAUGUGACGUUGAAAGAGUUCGAAUUUGUCCGAAACAAACAAAUGUCAGAGUUGUUGAAAGCUGCUGAACCGUUAGGAAGUCUGAAGUUUUGUCAGAUUGAACCCGGAAUUAAACGUUUUACAAAAAGUGAGUUUGUGGUUGGUUCUCGUGUACGCCGUGGUCCGGACUGGAGUCGCGUGUAUGGAAAUCAGGGUGGUGGAAGACCAGGCACAAUAACAAGAUUUAAUUCAAGAGGUUGGACAGAAGUGAAGUGGGAUAAUGGACAAAAUUAUUUUUACCGUGUUGGACAACUCAACUCGUACGAUCUUGAAAUCAUUUAGUUACUGUGUCCAAAAAGACACAAUUACAAACAAAACUACAUUAGUAUUUAAAACUGCAGUUGUAUAGACUAAUUUCUAUCUUAUAAUGAUAUUAUUAUUAUAAUACCGGUAUUAUCUUAAAACUUUAUAUCUUAACGAA